AUGGAAGAUCAAAGGCCCGUGAAGCUCUCUUCCUACUCCAAGCUCCAGGCCGUACAGGUUCUGGUUUCUUCUCUUGCCGAUGAAUCUCCCAUGGUCAGAAAGGCCUCCAUGGCUUCUCUCGAGGAAAUUGCCGCUCUGAAUCUGGUUCUGAUUCUUGACUGUUGCUCGGCGGUUUCACCAGGAGGACGUCGGCUCUUUGGGAACAUGGCUGGUGUUUUUCAAGUAAUGGCAUUUGGAGCUCGGGUGUUGGACAAGAAGGAUCUUGAUCCUUCUUUCAUGGCUAAGCUUGCUAAGAUUGCCACGGCCGAGAUGAUUUCCUCCAAGGCACUAAGCACUGACUGGCAAAGAGCUGCAUCUUGGUUGUUGGUUUCAAUAGGCUCACAUUUUCCUGACCUAGUACACAAGCGACUCCGAGGAGCAAGGGAGCAGCAGCUACUGCAUAAUGUGCUUCGAGAGGGUCAUUUUGAUUUUCAGAGCGUUUAUUGUGUUGGAAUGGGUAGACUGCUGGCUGAAGUCCUUCCACGGCAGGAGAAAGACAGGAUAACGUCCCCGUUGUUGGACUGGAACAAGAAACGGAAGCUAGUUGUCAUUUGCCUCAGGUUUAAUGAACUAAAGGUCUUUGGACUUUCUUAUACAGCCUUAUGUGUUGUAUACACCCAUAGAGAUGUAUACAUGAUCUUUGGAAUCUGGACUCGUGAAAAUAGGAGUGUGGCUAAGGUUCUUUAG
Molecule: messenger RNA, 726 nt
Organism: Morus notabilis
Lineage: Eukaryota; Viridiplantae; Streptophyta; Magnoliopsida; Rosales; Moraceae
Product: protein SHOOT GRAVITROPISM 6
Exons: 9
Coding region: 1-726 (241 amino acids)
Cellular component (GO): cytoplasm
Source: RefSeq, a predicted model, not a curated record